Molecule: messenger RNA, 1668 nt
Organism: Rubroshorea leprosula
Lineage: Eukaryota; Viridiplantae; Streptophyta; Magnoliopsida; Malvales; Dipterocarpaceae
Source: the annotation of a GenBank genome assembly
GGAAAAGACACAUUUCUUUCCAGAGUGGUGUUUUAUUGAGAUUGUUAGAGAAAGAGCAUAGCUUGUACAAAUUAAGUUCUUUCUCUGCAUUUGAUGUUGAUUCUGAAAGGAAAGCUUUACUGAGGGAAAAGAAGAGGAAAAUGACUUGGAAGAGUAAAGGGUAUGAGCCAUCUGCAAAGGGUGUGGUGUCAAGGAAAUGGGCUUUUCUGCUUUGUAUUGGGUGCUUCUGUGCCGGCAUGCUCUUCUCUGAUAGAGUAUGGGUAGAGCCUGAAGCUAAAGGUAUAUCACAAGAAGCAGAAGUAGAUGAAAAGCUAAGGUUAAUUACAGAAGGCUGUGAUCCUCUAAGGCAGAAGGAUGUGAAGCAUGAAUCGAAGGACAUAUUGGGAGAAGUUUCAAAGACUCAUCAUGCUAUACAAACACUGGAUAAGACAAUUUCAAAUUUGGAAAUGGAGUUGGCUGCUGCAAGGGCAGCACAGGAAUCUAUAAUUAAUGGGUCUCCCAUUUCAGAUGACAUGAAAAUCCCUAAAUCAACAGUGAAAAGAAAAUAUUUGAUGGUAGUAGGAAUUAAUACUGCUUUUAGUAGCCGCAAACGAAGAGAUUCAGUUCGUGCUACUUGGAUGCCUCAAGGUGAAAAAAGGAAGAAGCUUGAGGAAGAGAAGGGCAUCAUAAUGCGCUUUGUAAUUGGUCACAGUGCUACAUCUGGGGGUAUCCUUGAUAAGGCUGUUGAAGCAGAGGACAGGAAGCAUGGCGACUUUCUGAGAUUGGAGCAUGUUGAGGGCUACCUUGAAUUGUCAGCCAAGACAAAGAUAUACUUUGCCACUGCUGUUGCUUUAUGGGAUGCAGAUUUCUAUGUCAAAGUGGAUGAUGAUGUGCAUGUAAACAUAGCAACACUUGGGGCAACUUUGGCUAGACAUCGGUCCAACCCCAGGGUCUAUAUUGGUUGCAUGAAAUCUGGUCCAGUUCUUGCUCAGAAGGGAGUGAGGUACCAUGAACCUGAGUAUUGGAAAUUUGGAGAGGAGGGAAACAAGUAUUUCCGUCAUGCUACAGGGCAGCUAUAUGCUAUAUCUAGAGAUUUGGCUUCUUACAUAUCGAUUAACCAGCAUGUGCUGCACAAGUAUGCCAAUGAAGAUGUUUCACUAGGAUCAUGGUUUAUUGGAUUGGACAUGGAGCAUAUAGAUGACCGUAGACUGUGCUGUGGUACAGCAGAUUGCGAGUGGAAGGCUCAGGCAGGGAAUGUCUGUGUUGCCUCAUUUGAUUGGACCUGCAGUGGGAUCUGCAAAUCAGUCGAGAGGAUGAAGGAUGUUCACCGAAGGUGUGGAGAGGGUGAAAAUUCACUAUGGCAUGCAGUUUUUUGAAAAACAAUAUUGCCUCCAAACUCAGGGGGAUGCAUGUAGGUGGGCCAAAAAAAGAGAGGAAACACCCAGAUUUCUUGAGCUGGUUCGAGCAAUUUGUAUACAGAAAAUGAAUGUAAUUUCAAAAUGUAAGACAACAUAGAAUCGGGAGGGAGAAAGGUUCAUGCAGCUUAAGUUUCUUCUCCAUUUUGUAGGAGGAAGAGACCCCAAUAGCUGUAGUAAUGAGAGAGAGUGUGUGUUUGUAAUUAGCCAUUCUUCAAUUGCUUCCAGUGGGGCAUUUUGUAUGUCAACUCCAUAAUAAGUGCCGAUAUUUGUG